Molecule: messenger RNA, 825 nt
Organism: Galeopterus variegatus (Sunda flying lemur)
Lineage: Eukaryota; Metazoa; Chordata; Mammalia; Dermoptera; Cynocephalidae
Product: GTPase IMAP family member 7-like
Exons: 1
Molecular function (GO): GTP binding
Source: RefSeq, a predicted model, not a curated record
GAAACUGGAAGUGGGAAAAGAGCGACAGCAAACACCACCCUUGGGAAGACAACCUUUGAGACUAGAGCUGCUCCCCACGCUGCUGCCAAGACCUGUCAAAGAGCAUCCUGGCAAUGGAACGGGAGAGACCUGCUUGUUGUUGACACCCCAGAAAUCUCUACCUUAGAUGAAGGCCUGGCCACCACCUAUGAGGAAACCAGCUGUUGUGCCGUCUACCCCCGCCCAGGACCUCACGCCAUCGUCAUGGUUGUGCACCUGGGCUGCUACACGGAGGAUGGUAGGGAAACCAUGGCUGUGACCGAGGCUGUCUGUGGGAGGCCAGCCAUGGGGCACAUGAUCAUCCUGAUCACUCGCAAAGAAGAGCUGGAGGACCAGAGCCAAUGUGGGUGUGAACCUACCAAACAUCACCAGGGAGUGUGGGGGCCGGGCUGUGCCUUCAACGACAGAGCAGGGGAGGCUGAGAAGGAAGCUCAGGUGCAGGAGCUGGUGGAGCUGAUAGACAAGAUGUUGCGGAGCAACGGAGGGACGUGCUUUUCCAGUGCUGUACUCAGGGGCACAGAGGAAGGGCUGGAAAAACAGGCAGAGGUCUUGAGAAGAAAGUGCACUGAUCAAUUAGACAAUGAAAUUCGAACAGUGGAAGAGGAGGAUGCUCAGAUGUGCAAGCAGAGUAUGCAGGAAAAGGAGGAAAACAUAAAAUCGAUGAAGAUGACAUAUGAGGAAAAAAUAAGGAAAGUAAGACAAGAGGCUGAGAAGAGUAUAUUUAGCCGAAUUGUCAGUGAAAUUAAGAAGAUGCUUUUAAGUGUAUGGCAUGUGCUCUGGAAGUAA